This is a messenger RNA of Raphanus sativus (radish), 643 nucleotides long. RefSeq lists its product as uncharacterized. The record is from RefSeq and is a predicted model, not a curated record. NCBI's taxonomy places the organism in Eukaryota, Viridiplantae, Streptophyta, Magnoliopsida, Brassicales, Brassicaceae. Bases 137 to 526 code for a protein of 129 amino acids. The transcript has 2 exons.
AGACGCUUCCUUGUUGACAAAAAGAAAAAGAGACGCUUCGUUAAUCGUUAAUAAUACGCUCUCUCGUUCGCUCUCUACCUUACUUUUCGAGGCACAUCAAAUCUGAAACGGGUUUCAAAAAUUGGGAAGGGAAUCAAUGGCGGAGCAUGAGGUGGAGAAAUUGGAGAGGGAAGUGAGGGAGAUGGCGAAGAAGAUAUCAGAGUACAGGAAUACCCUACCGGAUCACCUCAGCAACACCCUUGACAUUGCUUCCGGCUCGGAUCCUAUGCCCUUGUCUUCUGAGCGCCUCGCUAUCCCACCAGAAACACAAGCAGCACCUCUUACUAGGUUAGUAGGAAGUGAAGAGCAAGAGCGUGAACAGAAAAUGGUUCAGCUCAAGGAUAUUGUGUCUAGGAACGCUGAAAAUAUAUCUAAAGCUGUAAAGAGAGUGCGUGAAUGUGCAGACCGGAUUCACAGACUCGAUUCUUUGGACAAAGGAACAAGAAGAACCAUUCACCCUGCUUUCACUAGGCGCAGAAUUAACUGACGACUCCCUCCUCUUUAUCUCUCCUUUCUCCUUUAGAUUCUAUUCUCUCUUAAAGAGCUACUGCUGAUUUGUUAAAAGAAUAUAUAUAUGUUAUCCUACAUUAAUUGUGGCUGUGUA